This is a messenger RNA of Exaiptasia diaphana, 1476 nucleotides long. Its product is annotated as divergent protein kinase domain 1C. The coding region runs from base 105 to 1382 and encodes 425 amino acids. Lineage: Eukaryota; Metazoa; Cnidaria; Anthozoa; Actiniaria; Aiptasiidae. The record is from RefSeq and is a predicted model, not a curated record. The transcript has 3 exons.
ACUUUCCCUGCCAUUUUUCUUUUCCUCUCCCAUUCUAGUUUACUCACUUUCAUUUCAUAAAUUCUUCUUCUAUAGAAACCGCUGUCUAGCAUGUUUACAGGCGCAUGUGUUGGAAUUUUGGGGGAUUUCUUGCGAUGUCUUGUAGRGUUAUUCCUCUACUUUUAGGUCGCAAACACAGAAGAAUCGCCUGGGUUAUUUGUUUUCUUUUGAUAUUGUACAUAUUAUAUCAGCUGUUAAGCAAUCAAGAAGUGCAAGUUGAAGAAUCUGACAAUGACCCGAGUCUGCGAGAAUGGACGGUGGAGCGACCAUGCAAUGCUCUGCAUAUUCGCGAGAAAUUAUGUCAGGAAUAUUUAGAUAACAAGAUUGGUGGGAAUAUUUGUGAAGAUCUUUGCUUAAAAGACACUAUAUCACUUGAACCAAUAUGCAGUGCAAAGAAAGAAACUACUAUAGUAAUAUUUGGAAGAUUGAAGGAUGAAGAGAUUGUCCUUAAAGCAAAGAAAAACUCUCAUCGCUAUAAUGAGUUAGAUGAGGAACUGGGCUUUGCUUUCCAAAACCAAGGACAUGAUCAAAACAGACUGCAGGCCUUUAUCAACAUUAUUCAUAACCACGUCAUCCAAGAAAUCUAUAUAGAAMAUCUCAGAAGUAAAAUAUCACCAAGUGAAAUGUUUCAACACAUGUAUCAUCCUUUUUCACCAAAAAAUAUUUCACCAGUUGAAAUGARAAGCCUUUGGGCAUUACUGCAACAAGAGGAGUAYAUCAAACUACAACUUCUCAAGGGCAGUAAACAUUUUCCUAGAAUUUACGGCUUCUGUGGACACUACUAUGCCAUUGAGAGAGUAACAAGCCUUAACGAUUUAGUGGGUAUUACAAAACUUCCUCUACCCUGGUCUAAAAGGGUUGAAAUUGCUUUGGAAUUACUGGAAUUGACYACAGAGUUUAAAAGUACUUCAAUUGGUAGUCUUGCACACUGCGAUAUUCAGCCAGGAAAUUUUGGCYUUGCUAAAGAUGGYAGAGUUGUUGCCUUGGAUAUUGAUACAGUCUUUACAGARUCUCAAAUGGAURCYUACAUGGCUGACGGYACUAAUUGUUCAUCACACUCCCAAUGCACGUUUUUUGACUGCAUGUCUAUUUGUGAAAAUGGAAAGUGYUCCAAUAAGAUUCUUUCAAAUAACUUGCACAUYAUUUGUCGUGAUCUCUUUGACUCAGGAUGGACAUUGCCGGGAUUACUAGGCCCUCUGUCAGGGAAGACAUUUUUGGUAAACCAGUUGAAAAUGUAUUUGCGUCAGUGCGCAGAUAAAACAAAACUCCCAUGGUCAGUGCAUCAUGAGGAUKUAUUAAAAAAGAAAAUAUACAGCUUACUUAUGAAAAGUACCAAAACAUGAAUGCAUAAAUAAUAUAAUAUAUUUUAUGCCAAACUUAACAAACUUAGUGCAAUUUUUUCAACAUACUUAUCCAAGAUAUAUAAGAUAUUAUAGA